GCCCGUUUCAGUUGCGUGACAAUGGGAACUUUCUAACGAAUCAGAUCGAAGGCGGCCUUCGUUUGCUCGGGCUGGGGGAGUAAGGGGGAGAAGCGAACAAUGGCGGGCGGGAUGGCGAGGUCGCGCGCUUUGUCGUCGCUUGCCUGCGUUAUGCUCCUACUGAGCUCCGUCAACGCCUGGAAUGAUGAGGCCAUUCCUAAAGUCAAGGAAACAUGCAGCAGAUCUUGCGUCGCGGAGAGUUGUGAAACUUUUGGAAUUCGAUAUGGGAAGUUCUGUGGUGUGGGGUGGAGUGGUUGCCCUGGGGAGAAGCCCUGCGAUGAUCUUGAUGCUUGUUGCAUGGCUCAUGAUGAAUGUGUUGAGAAAGGAGGGAUGACUAAUGUGAAGUGUCAUGAGAAGCUCAAUAAAUGCAUGAAGAAAGUAAAGAAAUCUGGGAAGGUUGGAUUCUCAAAGCUUUGUCCCUAUGAUUUAGCCAUCCCUACAAUGACUCAGGGAAUGGAUAUGGCCAUCUUACUUAGUCAGCUGGGAGGACUUAGUGGUCUGGAAAAGGAAUGAUGAACUGCUCAGACUCUGAUGAAUUUCAAUUCCAUUUGAAUCCUGCUGAGACAUUUCAAUUCCUUCCCUCCUCUCAGCAUAAUUAUUAUCAAAUUAUAUGAUCAAGUUGUCUUUUUCAGGCGAUUUCUUCA
This is a messenger RNA of Dendrobium catenatum, 683 nucleotides long. Its product is annotated as probable phospholipase A2 homolog 1. The transcript has 4 exons. The record is from RefSeq and is a predicted model, not a curated record. Lineage: Eukaryota; Viridiplantae; Streptophyta; Magnoliopsida; Asparagales; Orchidaceae. Gene Ontology annotation, biological process: arachidonate secretion; pollen germination; pollen development. Gene Ontology annotation, molecular function: calcium ion binding; A2-type glycerophospholipase activity. Bases 100 to 552 code for a protein of 150 amino acids.